This is a messenger RNA of Venturia canescens, 4920 nucleotides long. RefSeq names its product fear-of-intimacy (gene foi). Gene Ontology annotation, biological process: zinc ion import across plasma membrane; intracellular monoatomic cation homeostasis. Gene Ontology annotation, cellular component: plasma membrane. Gene Ontology annotation, molecular function: monoatomic cation:bicarbonate symporter activity; zinc ion transmembrane transporter activity. The transcript has 9 exons. The record is from RefSeq and is a predicted model, not a curated record. The coding region runs from base 258 to 2591 and encodes 777 amino acids. Lineage: Eukaryota; Metazoa; Arthropoda; Insecta; Hymenoptera; Ichneumonidae.
UAGCAGUUCAAUCGGGAAGCCGGUUGUAUUAAUCUGAUCCAUAAAUAAAAGCAUGAAUAGAAAAAAUUGAAUAAUCGACAUAACAAAAAUAAAGUAUCAUAUAAAAGUGUCUGCGCUCGCGAGCUUGGAAUAAAGCAUUCGUCUAAAAAAUCGGGAUAUAUGUAUGAAUAAUCGUGAGAAGUCGAACAAAAAUUGCUGAGCGAAGGCGUCGAGGAAGCUUUGCGGAAGGUAAAUUGAGUGGUGCAAAGUGGUUGAAAAUGUCUUCGCAUCACUUUGUUACGGUGUGUGUAGUGUGCGUACUAUGCGCAGCUCAUACACCGUGUUCCGCACACAUGGAUAUGUCAUCACCCAUAACAAAAAGUUCAUGGAGUUGGCCGGAUCCAAUGGGAUCGGUACCAACGUGGAGAGAAGAACGUUCCGGCGGGAGUCCGGAUUCAACGGGCGGACCGGAGCCAAAGUACGCCGAAGUCACAGAUAGUGUGCGCAGAUCGAAAGAGCCCAAGCGAGCAACAUCUAAAAAAUACUCGCACUCUUACUUGGAGUCAAAGGCCUCUAAACUGAGUGCGAAAACACAAGAGAAGAUAACGGAAAGUCUGCCGAAUUUGGAAAUUCACGAACGACUCGGACAGCCUCUCGAAGAUGUAGAAAAGCGUGGAGAUUCAAAAUUCAGUGACGGGAAUUCAAUGAAAAAAUGGCGAAACCGUCGUAACGUAGAAAUUGAUGAAAAAUACUUUAUGAAAAAACUAUUCAAUACUUAUGGCGAUGGGACGAGCCUCAGUAUCGAAGGAUUCGAAAAAUUAAUCAAGAGAUUGGGACUUUUUCGAAUGAUCGAGAAUUUGGAGAAUUUCGAUCAUAGCAAUGUCCUCGAAAAUCGGGGCAGUGUUCCGAAAGAUGGAGAAAAGCAUUCCCAGGAAAUUGGACUCGUCGAUGCCAACAGCUCAAAUUCGCCACAAAAAUGUCUCAACAGCGGGGAAUUGUUGAACACGGUUUCACAAAACUCGAGUUCUGUGAGAGCGAAUAAGACAAGCGCGAGUGAUGUGAAAGAAUUGCCGGGAUGGCUUUUUUCACGUGUUUGUCCUAUCCUUAUUUAUCAUCUUGCAAGUAACACGAGAUCUGAACGAGAAGGAUGCAUCGUUCCGAUGAACGCUUAUUCUCCGACGAUGACCGGACCGAUCGUGGAUGUGUUCGCUGUUAAAAAUGUCGAAGAAAUUGACGAGGAAACCCGAAAUAUGGUUCAAGUCUGGACCUAUUCUACAAUUAGCAUCGUGUUCAUAAGUAUAAGCGGCCUACUCGGUAUGUUCGUGGUGCCAUUUAUGGGCAAGAAAUAUUAUCACCAAGUUUUGCAGUUUUUCGUCGCCCUCGCGAUCGGCACUUUAUGCGGCGAUGCAUUAAUCCAUUUGUUACCGCACGCAAUGAUGUCGCAUCAUUCUCACAAUCACGAGACUGCUCUAUCCGGAAAAAGCGAAGCAGAAAUGGAAGCGGAGCACAACAUAAAUAUGUGGAAAGGUCUCACAGCAAUGAUAGGCCUGAUAAUAUUUUUCUUCACGGAAAAGGCCCUUUCGAUGAUCGCUGAAUGGCGGAAGCAUCGUCAACGAAAAAGCAAAAUUAUCCCUGAUGAUUUACAGCUCCCUUCGCGAGUCCGAGUAAUGCGAGAAACAGAUGGCAACAAUAGCAACAACGUCGGAGAAAAAUUGUGCAAACAUAAAUACUCAUCGUAUCCUUAUUGUUAUGGGGAAAUCACUACGGAAACAAGAGACAAUCAUCACGACCACGUGCACAACGACCAUGAGCGUCCAGCAACGAUUGAGGAGGAAAAGCCAUUAACGUCAAAGUGCAACAGCGUGUGUAAAAUGAAGGAAAAUAACGAUGACACAAAAAUAAAGAACAAUUUGUCUGGCGAGGAAUGGCAUAUGGAAGGUGAAAACGGACAAUUGAAAAAUCUCGGCAAAGCGUUGAACAACAGUGUUGGGAUUGGAAAUCCGGAAACACGGGACGAAGUUUGUCUCAACGAAUCCGAGAGCUAUACGGUUAUAAUACGCGAACACGAGAACAAUCACCAUGGUCAUACGCAUUCCCAUGGACACGUACAUGCGGCCCCUGAUUCGAUGUCGAGCGUCGUUUGGAUGGUCGUCAUGGGCGAUGGUCUUCAUAAUUUCACCGACGGCAUGGCAAUCGGUGCUGCUUUUGCAGCCAAUAUCGCAGGCGGUUUUUCCACCGCCAUUGCCGUUUUUUGCCACGAACUACCGCACGAGCUUGGCGAUUUUGCAGUUUUAUUAAAAGCGGGCAUGAGCUGGCAGCAGGCUCUCUUUUACAAUUUAUUGUCCUCUGUUCUUUGUUUGUUUGGCAUGGUUAUCGGCGUUCUUCUCGGUGCUACACCCGCAGCGACCAGCUGGAUCUUUGCCGCUGCUGCUGGAAUGUUUAUUUACAUCGCUCUUGUUGAUAUGAUUCCCGAAUUAUCGUCGUCUCACUCCGAAGAAGGUGGUUCGCAUUGGGAGUGUGUUCUCCAGGCUUUGGGUUUAUUGACGGGGCUCGGUGUGAUGUUGAUAAUAGCGCUCUAUGAGCACGACCUCAAGAACUUAUUUAGCGAUUGAAACGGGGGAAAGGAAGAAGAGUAAGAUCUUCGCCAAUUCUCGGUCGAUGAAAAACUUUUUCACAGAAACGAGAGCCGAGUGGAUAGAAACGAACCACGAAAUAGCGUUUGGUAAUGUUUACAGAAAUAGUACAAGAGCAAGUGUACGAAGAAAAAUAUGACGCGAAGUGAGGUGUAUUUCACCUAAAAAAAAAAACAUUCACAGUUCACUGCGAGAAGAUUCUCGAAUUAUUUACUCAUUUCGUUUGUUUUUAUCGGCUGUACUCUCCGUUGGAUGAAAAAUCCUAAAAAAUGCAGCCUGCAAAACGAAUAACCUCAUAAAUUUUUUUCAAGUUCUUCGUAACAAUCGACAAAAUCGUGAGAUUUAUAAAAACACACACACACACACCCACACAUACAUACACAGGCACACAAAAAACGUUCGAUAUUUAUCGAUAAUGUUCGAUAUUCGCAAUUUUUCACACACGCUCUUCGUGUACGACGUUGCAAUUAGCAUUACUCAUUUCAUGACUUUUCUACUAUUGUUAUCAACAAUUUUCAGUCUUGUUCACGUUUUUUUCUGAAAAUAUUGAAGAACUGCGUAAAAGAAAUAUUUCAACGCGUGCUUAAAGAAUCGAAACUCCGAAAAUACUUAUACUAAAGAAUAACUUGGUGCUACUUCCAAUAAUUGCAUAAUAAUUUCCAACAAUGUGAUCGCGUUUCCGGGAGAUAAAGCGAAACGUUCGAUGAAAAGAGAAAAAAAACUCGCUAAUCGCAUCUCGCAUUGGAUCGGGGUUGGGCACAACUUCUUUUCUCUUCUCUCUUGUAUAUUUUCGUUCGAACGAUGAUUGUCCGAAGCGGUCAAACACCGAAACAGUAUUUUAUCUUUACCAUCACGUCCUAAUCGAAUAUUUAUGAGCUCGUCGGGUAUUUCAGGAUGAAACUUUGCUUCUUUGUUUUUCUCAAAUUUUUAUACCCUUACGAACUUGUAAAUAAAUUUUUCAAGAAUUUUCAUUAGCCUUACUUUUGUAUCGAAAGAAAAUUAUCAAUUUCUUGUCAAAAAAGAACAUUUUUACAGACAACAUUUUUGAAUGUUUCUCGAAAUAUAUCAAUAAAAUUUCCACUUUCAAUUUAUCCUGAAGCAUUUGUCGAGCCUUGAUCAAUUUGUAUUGUGAUAUCAAUGAUCAAUCAUAAGUGGUUGACAAAAUAUGAAUACAUUUUUUUUUCGAUUCGGUGUUCUUGGCAAUUUUCUCAGCAGAAUUAUGACAGUGAAUAUCGUUAACGGCAUAAGAAAACGCUUCUCUAAUUGAAAGUACACAAAAAUUGCAACGAAUUAUCGAAUCCAUUAAAAUCUCUAGUUUUAACCACUUUGAUUAUCAUUUGAGGGAAAGGAAAGAAAAUUAUGAAAAUUCACGAAUUAUUGCCCUAACUCUUGUCGAAUACGUUCAUACAUCAUCCAAUCGCAAAAAAAAAAGAAAAAAAACUCGCAAUUUAAAUAACUCAUGUACUAUAUUUCUCACUAGUGUUAAUAGGGUAAAAAGAGGAUGGAGCGAAAUAGAAUAAUAAGUAAAGCGAAAAGAAACAUGACCCAUCGAUUAGUUAGAACUAUCAAUCGAGAAUUGAAUGACCUGUAUUUCCAUUUUUUCUUGUUUCCACUUUUUUUCUCUCGUGGUUCGCGCCGUGAAUUGCAUUUAUUUUUUUCUUCAGGCAGAGUAAAAUUUACUUCUGUUUCGCUGAUAUCUGAUUUCAGAUUGUGUGAAUGAUGUAUUUAUUUUUUUGGGCUUGUUGAUAGUAGCUCGCCCCCUUAAUUACUUAUUAAUUCAAUUGGAACGCUACUUCAUUUUGUGUCUCUUUUCGUAAACGUGAAUCGCAUGAGUACUUUUUUCCGUCUUUCAUUUCACUUAUUUCCUUAUUUCUUUGCCCUUUCCAUACGUUCUCGAACUUAAUUGAAUAAUUACUUAAAAGAGUUGAAAUAAAAAAAACUGGCUACGCGACUGUUAGAUUUUCGCUCGUCGACGAAAAGAAUGAAAUAAAAAUGAAUAAUUAUAAUAAUAUUAUAUAUAUAUACAAUGUAGGUACGAUAAAUAUACUUUUUUACGUAAAAAAAAUGAAAAACGAGGUCGAAUUCUUUUGUUCUUUCUCUCGUUGAAUUUGUUGCACUUUUUUUUCGUAUAAAAUUGAAGCGAACUGUUUCGGCAAAAUUUAUUGUGGAUUGAAUUCAUCGAUGGAGUGAUGGGGAUUUGUGAAAAAAAGUAUGUGAGAACUUACCAUUAAACAUUUCGUAUACUUUUUUCUUUGUAAUAUAGAAAAAAGUAAUAAAACAGGAGAAACGACUGGUUAUUCGAAAUGAA